Messenger RNA from Sarcophilus harrisii (Tasmanian devil), 2012 nucleotides. It is a transcript of the gene TRH, whose product is annotated as thyrotropin releasing hormone. The record is from RefSeq and is a predicted model, not a curated record. The transcript is spliced from 3 exons. Gene Ontology annotation, cellular component: extracellular region. NCBI's taxonomy places the organism in Eukaryota, Metazoa, Chordata, Mammalia, Dasyuromorphia, Dasyuridae. Bases 134 to 805 code for a protein of 223 amino acids. Gene Ontology annotation, biological process: hormone-mediated signaling pathway. Gene Ontology annotation, molecular function: thyrotropin-releasing hormone activity.
UUGGUUACUGCACGUGUUUGUCGCUACUCUUCCUCCAGCCCCAGCCCCAGAAGCCCAGCCUGACCAGAAGCUCUGAUACAGUCCCAGAGGGAAGUCAACUCACCAUUUGGCAUCAUACAGCUCCAGCACCACCAUGACCCACCUGUGGCUGCUGCCCUUGCUCCUGUCUCUGGCUCUGUCCAGUUUCUCCAUAAAUCUUGGCCAGCCAGCUGCAGCAGAAGCAGACAGUGAGGAGAAGGGUCGCCUGGAGGAGAUCUUGCAGAGGGCUGAAAACCUCUUUCUCCAAUCAAACCUGCAAAAGCUAGAAGAGGAAGGAGAGAACAACUCAGAUUUGCAGGCCCCCCCACUAGAUUGGCUUGUGAAGAGGCAACACCCUGGGAAGAGAUUCUCUGAGAUCUUUGAGAAGAGGCAGCAUCCAGGCAAAAGGGAGGAAGAAGAUGAGGGAGAGGAGGAGGAAGCAGGGGAUGAAGGGACCACCAUAGAGAUCCACAGACGCCAGCACCCAGGCAAGCGAGAGGAGGAGACCUGGGAGGAGGAUGGCAAGGAACAAAAAAGGCAACAUCCGGGCCGGAGGGCCUCCUGGCUCAAGGACAGUGAGGGGGAUAUCUCCAAACGGCAGCAUCCGGGCAGACGGAGCCUGGGCCCUGCUAGCCAAGAUCCUAUGUUCCCCUGCAGCCCGCGGGGGUCCUCCCACUGUGGCCUCUUACUGGAGCUCCUGGAGGAUCUCCGCAGGGGCCCGGGGCCUGAGAAGAGACAGCACCCGGGGAGGAGGUCACUCUGGGGAGCAGACGGGGAAGAGGACUAGAGCCUGGCCAGUCUGAGGGGGAAAGGUUAAGCCUCUGUGGAUGGUUUCUGGAUGUGCUGUGAAUAAGACCUACAGGCUGUUUUUUCUUUCAUUUUGUCCUCUCGAUCCUCUGCUAGUGACAUAGCCAGAAUGUCCCUGACCCCUAGGCACCAGUUCCCUAAGCUCUGAGGGCAGGGGAUGGAGAAUGGGGGUGUGGAAGAAGGUGGAUUCUAUUCCUUGUUACUGAAAGCCCAGCACCCUCAAGUCCCUUUCUAAGAUGCCCUGGGUUAUAUCAACUCCUCUUCAGCAAAUCUUGGGUUAGGGGAGAAAGGUUGUGGAUAGGGGACAGGGGGCAGAGGGUCUGACCCAUGAUUGAAAGGUGAUGUGGUCAAGCUUCUGAACAUAGUCCAUGGGACCAAAGCCUUUCCCUCGGUCCAGUUCAGUCCGGCAUGCCCACUGGUUUCCUGGGAUCCGUUAGAUUCAGGCCAGUUUCCUUCUGGUAAGGGUAAGAUUCUCAGGAAGGGUUGAUGGCCAAGAGAGUGGACGUGAUCUGUCUCCCUCUCCCUUAUUCAAGACAGAUGCAGUGAAAGAGUCCAAAGCAGGAGCUGGCCCAUCUACAGUCAGCCUUCCUCCUUCCCUGCAUCUCCCCACAGAAUCAUCAUACUGUCCCUUUGAGUAUGAGCAAGACCUGACACAGGGAAGGAGCUACAAACAACAGGCAGUGGGCAAAGCUCAGACAGGGGAAUGGGGAGCUCCCAAACUCAAGCACAUCAUUGCGCAAAGAAAACCCCAGGAGAAAAUCAGCAGUCACUAGGGGAAUCCCUGAGGAUCUUCAUUGAUUUGGUCAUUGUCUUUCCCUUUCUUGAGCUGAAACUUCAUAAAUCUUCUCUCGCCAAAGAUAAUUUUCUGUCCCUCUGCUCCCCAAUAGAAGGUAGCCUGCAGGUCUUUCCCUGAUUAUUUUCCCUGUUCUAUCCCCAUAUGGGCAUCCCCUGACAGUUUGCUAAUACAUUCGAAACCCAUAAAAUCUCUCCUUGAUUGAAAAAAACAAAAUUAAAUGAAAGUGGAAAAGCUACUUUUCUAGUAAAGCUCUCUUGUGGUAUAAUGAUGUUGGCUAUGGGUAGGAAUGUUUGUAUAUAUGAACAUCUUAAUAUCAAAGUGCAAGUGUGAUUUGUACAUUUACACCAGUCCCUUUGGAAACCUCAUAACACUAAUAAAAGUUGCAUCUGGA